AUGCGUCCUGGAGGUAUGCUCCGUCUGCCGUGGCGGCUGGAGGGCCAUGGUGAGUGUAUUGUAGAGGGAGAGGUCGCUGCAACAGUUUUCGACACGGUACAGUCAGGCGUAGUGUUCCAUCAAGUAGACCAUGGCUACGGCAACUCGUUGGUGUCCCUCUCUGCAUCGAACCUGAGGGCGAUCGGCAAGGCCGACUUCGUGUCCCAGAUUUUCUAUGUUUUUAUGCUUCUUCUCUCAAAAGGCGCAAUUUUGUUCCUAUACCUACGCCUCUCGCCAAACCGCAGCCAUGCCUGGGCCUCGUGGGCGACCUUGGGUGUUUCGACAUUCUGGUUCAUCCUCUCCGUGAUCUUGAUAUCCGUGCAUUGCAAUCCCCUCAAUAUCUGGACCGAUGGCGCUUCUCAGUGCGGAAACAUGUUCAUCCGCUGGCAAGUCAUCGGCGCCAUAGACAUAACCACCGAACUCGCCAUCUUCUCCAUCUCCGUCUUCCUCGUCGCCAGACUAAACAUGCCCACCACGUCCAAACUCACUGUCAUCACGGCCUUCAGCGCGCGUCUGCCCGUGAUCGCUGCCGCCGCCGUUCGCCUAAACUACAUCCACGCCACCUUCCACUCCCCCAACCCCUCCCUUGUCGCCUCCUAUGCCUGCGUAACCACCCAAUGGCAUCUCGGCUACGCGAUCAUGGCCAGCACAAUCUCCGGCCUCGGGCCCUUCCUGCGCCCCUUCGCGAAGAGCUUCAGCACCCACUACCAAAUAGGCCCCGGCGGCGUCGGCCAGUUCGCAAGCUCGGCCUCGAACUCGCACGCCCACUCCCGCUCCCACGCGUCAUUUGCAAUGGCCUCUCUCUCCUCUAAAAAUGCGGAUGGCGGCGCGCGGCUGGGCAGCUGCUCCGACUCGCCCGUGUCUGCGCUAGGGGCGACGGGGAGCGGUCCCCCCCUCAAACUCCGCCCAGAACGUGUCACGCAGGAGGUGGAUAUCCGGCAUGUGGCAUCGGGUACGCUAGAGGGAGACGAGGAACGGGCGAGCUUACAGAGCAAUGAUAGCAGGCGAAUGAUUAUUACGAAGAAGAUCCAGUGGAGUGUUGAUCAUGAUGCUGCGAGUUUCAGGGAGUCAGGGGGGCAAUAA
Messenger RNA from Mytilinidion resinicola, 1122 nucleotides. RefSeq lists its product as uncharacterized. The transcript is spliced from 5 exons. The record is from RefSeq and is a predicted model, not a curated record. NCBI's taxonomy places the organism in Eukaryota, Fungi, Ascomycota, Dothideomycetes, Mytilinidiales, Mytilinidiaceae. Bases 1 to 1122 code for a protein of 373 amino acids.